Pieris macdunnoughi is the source of this 285-nucleotide messenger RNA. The record is from the annotation of a GenBank genome assembly. Lineage: Eukaryota; Metazoa; Arthropoda; Insecta; Lepidoptera; Pieridae.
AUGUUGAAACCUGAUAACGCAUUUGGGAGUGGACUCAAAGAUUUAUUCUUUGAUUCUCCCAUAGUUCAUCCCAACUAUUGGAAGGAUAAGCCUAAUAAGAAGUUAGUCAAUACCAUCGAGAAGCAGGAGAUGCCGAAACUCGGUUACCAUGGCAAGGACAAAUACAAAUAUGCAUUUCAUGAACCCUGGAAACCUCUAGAUAGAAUCGGUCUGCUGGAGAAAGCGGAGAGAGGAGAGACCGGCCAUUCCGACGUAGCUGAUAUUCCCAAACAAAUUGCUUCCUGA